Messenger RNA from Caenorhabditis angaria, 1531 nucleotides. Lineage: Eukaryota; Metazoa; Nematoda; Chromadorea; Rhabditida; Rhabditidae. The record is from the annotation of a GenBank genome assembly.
AUGUUCUACGCUUGUCUCGCAAUUAUGAUACUUUUUGUUAUUAUGUGCUCGUGUAUUACAAUGGCAAUUAUUGAUUUGGAAGUUUAUAAUUUUGGAUUGUAUAUUGUUUUGCUGUGUAUUGUAGGUGAGUGCAUUUUGAACAAAAUAUCUAGGUUUUGGUGUCAAAAAUACGUAAAUAUGAAAAAAACAAACCACAAGAGGUCACUAAUUGGAAUAUUGUUCAAAAAUUUCAUGGAUUUUUGAAACAGUGAAUUCUAAUUAUAAGUUAAAAUCACAAAAAUCAUACAAUUUUUGAAACAGUGAUUUUUUACUCAACAAUUUUCUGCGAAUUUUCUGCAGCAAAAAAUCUACGUCGCGAUGCUAGAAAAUCACCGUCAAACAUUUUCGUUUCAUUCCAAUAUCCAAGAAGUUUUUAUUAAUUCCAAAGCAUUAUUCAAACAAUUAUGAAUUCUUUGAAACAGUGAAUUAUUUCAGUCAAGAAUAUUUUUCGAAAUUACUCAGAAAACGUCUCGUCAGCCGUCCGCGAGGUUGCGAGCUGUUGAAAGCUAGCAGAGGCAUUUCGACAGCUCGCCGCGAGGUUGCCGAGACGUUUUCUGAGUACAAAAUUUGGCGCAAGCGUAAAAAAAUGAGCAGAACACAAACCCUUUAAACAUUAGAAAAAUGAAUUUCAGGAACAAUGUUGGCGUGUGCUCUUUGUAUAGCAAACCCAGGAGCUUGUGCAAAUCCCGUUUGGUAUACCAAUUUUUGUUUUCUGAUGCAUGUGAGUUAGCCUAAUUUUUUCUCUAAAAUGCGAGAUUUUGGCUGAAAUGUGAUCAAAAUCAAACUCGUAAUUCUUGCAGGAUUAUAUGCAAGAAAUGUAUCCGGUACAUCCGGAUGGCACAUCAAGUCCAAAAAUGACUGGUCUACGGGCUCAAAUGCAAAGGCAUGCUGCUCAGUCAAUGGCAACUUCAGAUGAUGGAACAAGGGUGGCUGUAAGAGCUGAAUCGAGAGCUACGGUAGCCAUGUUGGCACCAGCUGUGCAUAUUAUGCAUCAGGUACGGUGGUUUUCAGUACGGUGAAGAAAAUCCACGUGGUAACAAAAAUUUCAAUUUUUGUUCCCGAAUCGUACAGCGAAUUUAAAUUUUUUUUUUUGAAAAAAUACACUGUUUUUGAAACAGUGCUUUUUUGAGAACAAAAAAUGUUUAAAUUUAAAAUUGUCACGUGGCAAAAAAACCGUUUUUUUCUAGGUGUGGAAAGGUAUGGCUUGGGUAACAGAUGGAAUCGAAGAAGAAGACGAAGAUACCCGAUUAUCAUUGUAUGACAAAAUGGAACAAGGAACAUCGGAUGAAACAAGAUCGGGAAGUGAUCAUGCAAUGAAAAGACUAUCAACAAUUGCUGAAACCAGUUCAUAUAUUCUCAGGGAAAUUGUGAGUUUUUGAGUCGAUUUCGGUCAAAAAAUUCGUCUAAUGUCAACCUAUUUUUAUCAUAAAAUCAUGCAUUACAGGAAGAUCAGAGCAGCGACUACAAUUCGAAAAAUGAUGUGAAUCUUUAA